Trichomonas vaginalis G3 is the source of this 567-nucleotide messenger RNA. Its product is annotated as organellar and viral DNA polymerase type B. The annotation marks the transcript as partial. Lineage: Eukaryota; Parabasalia; Trichomonadida; Trichomonadidae. The transcript has a single exon. The record is from RefSeq and is a predicted model, not a curated record.
AUGAGUAUAGCUGCAUAUGCGUAUGAAGCUGAUAGAGCUAAACGUUUAUAUUUUGGUCAAUACUCUCUCACACUUACUGACAAAUAUAUUGUUAUCACUGAUGGAAAUACUGAGAAAUACAUAACAUGGAAGGACUAUGAAAAGUUUGACCCUAUUUUAACUCCAUGUACUAUGCCAUUCAUUGUAAAUGGUGAAAUCGUCAUGAAGAACGACACAACUGUUUAUAGGUCUGUAUAUGAAGCUCUUGAAAGCAUUCUUAACUUCAAUCCUUCAGGGUUCGAUACAAAAACAACUCCUUCGACAAUGCCAUUCAUUGUAAAUGGUGAAAUUGUGUCAAAAAAUAAUGAAACAGUGUAUAAGUCAGUGUAUGAGGCGCUGAACUAUAUGCUUCAUUUCAAUCCUUCUGGUUUUGACCCACAAAUAACUUCAUGUACUAUGCCAUUCAUUGUAAAUGGUGAAAUCGUCAUGAAGAACGACACAACUGUCUCAAAGUCUGUUCGUGAUAUUUUAGACUACUUGCUUCAUUUGGGUCCUACAGGAUUUGACCCAUAUACAACUCAAUGUCAA